UUCGUGUCUAUAUUUUCGCCACCCCCAUUUCUCAUUUUCUUCCAUUGUUGCCCCCUUCCCCAUCUCUUUCUCUCUCUAAAUGCCCUAAAAAUCCAAUAUAAAACACACCCUUUUCUUCUCCAUAGCCGCUAUAUCUCAUCUCAGUCUUAUCACUCUUCUUCAUCCACAUCUAGUCAACAAUCAGUCACUCAAAACAGAGGCGAAUCAAACAACAACUACACAGAUCAUCUUUUUCUUCUUAUCCUCUUCAAAAUCCAUUCUUUUUCAAGAAAAUCGGUUCAGAUUUGAAAAUGUUUUCUUAAAAAACACAGAUUUUGAUUUUUUUUUGUUGAUAUAGUUAAAGAACGAAUCUUUUUUGUUGAUUGAAAGAUAAAAAGUGUUUUUUGAGGUAUUUCAAUGGCACCCAGUAUGGAUUGUGCAGUUUCCAGCCUUUUGUGUGCUGAAGACAACAGUAGCAUUUUUUGCAAUGAGGACGAUGAUGUCGGAUUUGGGUUUGUAGAGGAAGUUGUGGGGGAAGAUAUAUGGUAUCCUAGGAUUCAUCGAAAUGGUCAAGAAAACAGGAAGUUGUUUAAUGGAGAUGAGUUUUAUACUGGUGUACCAUUGCAGAGUGAUGAGUGUUUAGUUUUGAUGAUUGAAAAAGAAUGUGAACAUAUGCCUGCUGUUGAUUAUCUUGAAAGAUUGAGAAAUGGGGAUUUGGAUAUUGGGGCUAGAGAUGAGAUUCUUGAUUGGAUUGCUAAGGUUCAUUCGCAGUUCAAUUUUGGUCCAAUGUGUGCAUAUUUGGCUGUGAACUAUCUUGAUAGAUUCCUUUCUGCUUAUGACUUGCCUAAGGAAAAGGCUUGGAUGAUGCAGUUACUCGGCGUAGCUUGUCUGUCGAUUGCUGCCAAAAUGGAGGAGACUGAUGUUCCUCUGUCUCUAGAUUUACAGGGAGGGGAUGCAAAGUUUGUAUUUGAAGCUAAAACAAUACAGAGAAUGGAGCUACUUGUGUUAACCACAUUGAAAUGGAGAAUGCAGGCUAUCACCCCAUUCUCUUACAUAGAUUAUUUCAUCAAGAAGAUAAAUAAUAGCGAUCAAAUAUCUUCGAUCAAUAAAUCAGUUGAACUCAUACUAAGCACACUAAAAGGUAUUAACUUCUUGGAAUUCAAGCCUUCUGUGAUUGCAGCAGCAGUAGCAAUCUCAUUUGCAGUAAAAACUGAGACAUUAGACAGUGAGAAAGCACUAUCUGCUCUAGUUCAGCAUGUACAAAAGGAUAAAGUGAUGAAGUGUGUUGAACUGAUUCAAGCAUUGUCAUUAGCAAGUGACUUUGUUAAAGUUCCAAUUGCUUCUUCAAUCCCAUCUGUUCCUCAGAGUCCAAUUGGUGUGUUGGAUGCAGCAUGUUUAAGUUACACAAGUGAUGGCUCAGGAGUUGAGUCGCGGUCUAAUUCAUCGCAUAAUAGUCCAGUGAAGAGGAGAAAGCUAAAUACUUAAAGAUGGAUGAGAUAUUAAGUGGAAAGAAGGCCUUUUGUCAAGUUAUUAUGAUAUAGUUGAAUGAGAGUUUUGGUGUGAUCUUUUGAGAAUUACAAUGCACCCCACAUACACAUAACUUCAAAAUAAAGAAAGUUUAGGAAAUAUUAUGAAGAAAA
Messenger RNA from Solanum lycopersicum (tomato), 1619 nucleotides. RefSeq names its product cyclin-D2-1. Gene Ontology annotation, molecular function: cyclin-dependent protein serine/threonine kinase regulator activity. Gene Ontology annotation, cellular component: cytoplasm; nucleus; cyclin-dependent protein kinase holoenzyme complex. Gene Ontology annotation, biological process: mitotic cell cycle phase transition; regulation of cyclin-dependent protein serine/threonine kinase activity. NCBI's taxonomy places the organism in Eukaryota, Viridiplantae, Streptophyta, Magnoliopsida, Solanales, Solanaceae. The record is from RefSeq and is a predicted model, not a curated record.